Microtus ochrogaster (prairie vole) is the source of this 2631-nucleotide messenger RNA. RefSeq names its product CREB regulated transcription coactivator 2 (gene Crtc2). Gene Ontology annotation, molecular function: cAMP response element binding protein binding. The transcript has 14 exons. Gene Ontology annotation, cellular component: cytoplasm; nucleus. The record is from RefSeq and is a predicted model, not a curated record. Bases 110 to 2200 code for a protein of 696 amino acids. Lineage: Eukaryota; Metazoa; Chordata; Mammalia; Rodentia; Cricetidae. Gene Ontology annotation, biological process: protein homotetramerization; positive regulation of transcription by RNA polymerase II.
GGGCUCGCGGAGGCGGCGGCGGCUGCUACGGCUGGAGGAGCCGGGCCGGGCCCGCGGCGGAGGCCGUGGCUGGAACUGGAAAGGUGGCGGGGACCGACGCGGGUGUAAGAUGGCGACGUCGGGGGCGAACGGGCCGGGCUCCGCCACAGCAUCAGCGUCCAAUCCACGCAAGUUUAGUGAGAAGAUCGCGCUGCAAAAGCAGCGUCAGGCCGAGGAGACGGCGGCCUUCGAGGAGGUGAUGAUGGACAUCGGCUCCACACGGUUACAGGCCCAGAAACUGCGACUGGCUUAUACAAGGAGCUCCCAUUAUGGUGGUUCUCUGCCCAAUGUUAACCAGAUUGGCUGUGGCCUGGCUGAGUUCCAGAGUCCCCUCCAUUCACCUUUGGAUUCAUCUCGGAGCACUAGGCACCACGGGUUGGUGGAACGGGUACAACGAGAUCCCCGCAGGAUGGUGUCCCCUCUUCGCCGAUACCCGCGCCACAUUGACAGUUCUCCCUAUAGCCCCGCCUACUUAUCUCCUCCCCCAGAGUCUGGCUGGCGAAGGAUGAUGCCCUGGGGCAACCUCCCAGCUGAGAAGGGGCAGUUGUUCCGACUGCCGACUGCACUUAACAGGACAAGCUCUGACUCUGCUCUUCACACAAGUGUAAUGAACCCCAACCCCCAAGACACUUAUCCAGGCCCCACACCUCCCAGUGUCCUGCCCAGCCGCCGAGGAGGUUUUCUGGAUGGUGAAAUGGAUGCUAAAGUCUCUCUCUUUCAAGUCCCUGCUAUUGAGGAGAACUUGGUAGAUGACAAGCAUUUGCUGAAACCUUGGGAUGCUAAGAAGCUGUCCUCAUCCUCCUCUCGACCUCGAUCCUGUGAAGUCCCUGGAAUCAACAUCUUUCCAUCUCCUGAUCAGCCUGCCAGUGUGCCUGUCCUCCCACCUGCCAUGAACACGGGAGGUUCCCUACCUGACCUCACCAACCUGCACUUCCCCCCUCCGUUGCCCACUCCCCUGGACCCUGAGGAGACAGUCUACCCCAACCUGAGUGGGGGCAACAGUACCUCCAAUUUGACCCACACUAUGACCCAUUUGGGCAUCAGUGGAGGUCUGGGCUUGGGCCCCAGUUAUGAUGUACCAGGACUUCACUCACCUCUUAGCCACCCAUCCCUGCAGUCCUCCCUAAGUAAUCCCAACCUCCAGGCUUCCCUAAGCAGUCCUCAACCCCAGCUCCAGGGGUCCCAUAGUCACCCAUCACUGCCUGCCUCCUCCUUGGCCCACCAUGCACUGCCCACCACUUCCCUGGGCCACCCGUCACUUAGUGCCCCAGCCCUUUCCUCCUCCUCUUCCUCUUCGUCCACUUCAUCUCCUGUCCUGAGCGCCCCCCCUUACCCAGCUUCUACUCCUGGGGCCUCUCCCCGCCACCGCCGUGUGCCCCUCAGCCCCCUGAGCUUGCCCGUGGGCCCAGCCGACGCCAGAAGGUCCCAACAGCAGCUGCCCAAACAGUUUUCGCCAACAAUGUCACCCACCUUGUCUUCCAUCACUCAGGGCGUCCCCUUGGAUACCAGUAAACUGCCUACUGAUCAGCGAUUGCCCCCAUACCCAUAUAGCCCCCCAAGUCUGGUUAUACCUACUCAUCCAUCCACCCCAAAAUCUCUACAGCAGUUGCCCUCUCAGGCCUGCUUAGUGCAGUCUUCAGGGGGACAGCCCCCAGGCAGGCCGCCACAUUAUGGGGCACUGUACCCACCUGGGCCCAGCGGGCAUGGGCAACAGCCUUACCACCGGCCAAUAAAUGACUUCAGCUUGGGGAGUCUGGAGCAGUUCAACGUGGAGAACCCAUCAACCAGCCUGGUGCUGGAUCCCCCUGCCUUUCCCGAAGGGCCUGGAUUUUUAGGGAGUGAGGGAUCAGUGAGUGGUCCCCAGGAUCCUCAUGUCCUCAACCAGCAGAACUUGACCCACUGCUCCCGCCAUGGCUCAGGACCCAAUAUCAUACUCCCAGGAGACUCCUCCCCAGGUUUCUCUAAGGAGAUCGCAGCAGCCUUGGCUGGAGUACCUGGCUUUGAGGUGUCAGCAUCUGGGUUGGAGCUGGGGUUGGGGUUGGAAGAUGAGCUGCGCAUGGAGCCAUUGGGCCUGGAAGGACUGACCAUGCUGAGUGACCCCUGUGCCCUGCUGCCUGACCCUGCUGUGGAAGAUUCAUUCCGUAGUGACCGGCUACAGUGAGGGGACUUUACUGCCAUCCUUCUUCAUGGCCCUGUCCCCAUCACUGUCCUUUUCAUCCCUUCCCCCUGGCCAGUAGAGACUACUCUCUGUCCCCAGAUCCUUUUUCUAAUAUGAAUGAAGGAUCCUAAAAAUGAGGAAAGGGAAGAGGCCUGAGCAGGUGGCUCCUGUACUGUACAGAGUCCUGUACAUCGGUGGGCCUGGGGCUCAAGGGAGGCUGCAGCACUUGGAACUUUGAAAACCGUCUGUCUGGAGGGCAGAGCCUGUUGGAAAGCAAGGCAUAGAGGGGACUCUUGGAGGUAGGGCUUGUCCAGAUGAGGGUGAGCGUUACCAGCCCUUCCCCAUCUCUCUUCCCCCUGCAAUGGAGGAGAGAGCCAGAGUGGAUAUUAUUUUUUAUUAAGUAUAUUAUAUGUUAAUAAAAAAUCCUAACAAAC